AUGCCUCGAUCUUCUCGUACAGGAAAACUCGAGUUUGACCCGGAGAUCGAGAAAACCACCAGGAGGUUGAUAAAGGAGACAAAGAUGCAAAAGCAACAAACCUCAACAGCACAAUCAUCUGAACUUGAGCAAAACUUUCACUUUGGUGACGCAUCAAUUGAACUGGAAACAAAUUCGCCUAGACCCAACGAAACAAUGGCAGCCCAAAGAACCUUGAGGGAGCUUGCAACCCCGGAUGUUAACCAACAGCCUCUGUGCAUCACGUACCUUGACACUGAGGAGGCAUUUGAAUUAAAUUCUGGUUUGAUUCACUUAUUACCCACUUUUCGUAGUGUUGCAGGUGAGGACCCACACAAGCACUUGAAGGAAUUUCAUGUAGUGUGUUCAACCAUGAGACCUCAGGGAGUCACUGAGAAACAAAUCAAGUCGCGUGCCUUCCCGUUUUCCUUAGCAGAUAAGGCCAAGGACUGGUUGUUCUAUUUGCCAUCGGGGUCCAUCACUACGUGGGAAGCAUUAAAACGACAAUUCCUUGAGAAGUUCUUCCCAGCCUCCAGGGCCGCCAACAUCAGAAAGGAGAUAUGUGGAGUUAGGCAAGCAAAUGGAGAGACUCUCUAUGAAUAUUGGAAGCGGUUCAAACAACUGUGUGCCAGUUGCCCCCAUCAUCAAAUUCCUGACCAACUGUUAAUCCAGUAUUUCUACGAGGGACUCCAACCCAUGGAUAGGAGUAUGGUGGAUGCAGCCAGUGGAGGAGCUUUGGUUAAUAAAACCCCAGACGAAGCCAAACUGUUGAUUUCAAACAUAGCUGAGAACUCUCAGCAGUUUGGGACCCGGUCUGAGGGCAUGACUAGGAGAGUCAAUGAGGUCAAUCAUGCUGACCUGGCACAUCAGUUAAUGGAGCUAACAACUUUGGUUCGACAGAUGGCAAUGGGGAAGGCUCAAACCGUAAAAACAUGUGGGAUAUGUGCGGCCCCCGAACAUACAACCAACAUGUGCCCAACUCUUCAAGAGGAUCCGUACGAGCAGGCCAAUGCCAUGGGUGGUAUGUCUGGAGCCCACCUAAGAAGAAAUGACCCUUACGCACCCACAUACAAUCCAGGGUGGCAGAACCACCCCAACUUCAGCUAUGGUCAAAAAUCUCCGGGCUUCCAACAACCAUUUACACAGAAAUCGCCAAUACAAUAG
Messenger RNA from Coffea eugenioides, 1182 nucleotides. RefSeq lists its product as uncharacterized. The record is from RefSeq and is a predicted model, not a curated record. NCBI's taxonomy places the organism in Eukaryota, Viridiplantae, Streptophyta, Magnoliopsida, Gentianales, Rubiaceae. The transcript has a single exon. Bases 1 to 1182 code for a protein of 393 amino acids.